Messenger RNA from Macadamia integrifolia, 1208 nucleotides. RefSeq names its product remorin 4.2-like. Bases 87 to 893 code for a protein of 268 amino acids. The record is from RefSeq and is a predicted model, not a curated record. Lineage: Eukaryota; Viridiplantae; Streptophyta; Magnoliopsida; Proteales; Proteaceae. The transcript is spliced from 2 exons.
CCAUAGUUUAUACUUUACAUACAAACAAGACCUCUCAAGUCUCAUUAUUUCCUUCUUCUUCAGGUAACACAGUGGGAGAGCUUAACAUGUCAAGUGUUAACCAAAGGGCUUCAACUAGCAAUGGAGGAGGAGAAGAUGAAGGUGAUGAAACAGUCAUCAGGGAGAUCCACCCCUUGACACCUCCCCGGCCUCUGCUACAGCUGCCACCGCCACCGAACCGGGCUCGCCGGACAGACUCUUGGGAGACUGGUAGCAACAUCUCCGGUGAGAAUUUCACCACUAUGAGUCGAGAAUUCAAUGCUUUAGUACUUGCAGGAUCAACGAUCGCCGGAAAUAAUAGCGAAAACGAAGGCGGUAACGCCGGAAACAACCUUUCUAGGAUUGGAGAGGAUGAUGAUCAUGAAGUUCCUGAGGAAACAAACCCAUUAGCUAUUGUCCCAGAUAAUAGUCUUCCCUUAAACCAUGGUUCUUCUCCUCCUCCAAGGCGUAUUAAUGGGUCUUCUUCUGCAAAUGGUGGUUUCAAUGAAGAGAUAACAACCCUGCAAAUGGUUAAGAAAGAAGAGGUUCAUUCGAAGAUUUCGGCAUGGCAGACGGCCAAGAUCGCCAAGGUCAAUAACAGGUUCAAGAGAGAGGAAUCCAACAUCAAUGGUUGCGAGAGUGAACAUGUCCAAAAGGCUCAAGCUGCUCUGAAGAAAGUUGAGAGGAAGCUAGAGGAGAAAAGGGCCAAAGCUGUAGAGAAAAUGAGAAAUGAGGUGGCAAAGGCACAUAGAAAGGCAGAGGAGAAGAAAGCAUCAGCUGAGGCCAAAAGAGGAACAAAAGUGGCUAAGAUACUUGAGAUAGCUAAUCUGAUGAAGGCCAUUGGAAGGGUUCCCACCAAACGCUCCUUCUUCUAAUGAAGCCCUUCCAAACAUACUCUAUUAUCAUAAAUUUUGAAAAUAUAGUUUUAGAUUGGAGCACCCUUUUUUUUUUUUAACUUUAAAGGGUGCCCUUACCAAUGGUUAGGGUUUUGAUUUUGAAGGGGAAGAAGGAUUUCUUAGCUGAUUGACAUUUUCAUCAAGUCAUCAUGUACAGUGUUUUAUUUUAAUUAAGUAUACUUGUUUGAGUUAAAUUUAGUUUUGUUUAAUUUGCUCCAAGGCUUAGUGUCUCUUGGUUUGUGGCAUCUUUGCCUUGUAAUAUAUAUAUAUAUAUAUAUAUAUAUUUUUUCCUUU